Messenger RNA from Paralichthys olivaceus (Japanese flounder), 3781 nucleotides. The record is from RefSeq and is a predicted model, not a curated record. Lineage: Eukaryota; Metazoa; Chordata; Actinopteri; Pleuronectiformes; Paralichthyidae.
UCUGCACUGACAGAUACAUACUUCCUCUUCCCCUGCUGGUGAAAAUAUUGGCCAACCAGUCUGUCAGAGGAAGAUCACUGUGACAGCACCAACGGCAGCCAACUCAGAGCUGCAUGGUAAUGAUUUACCAUAAGUGUGUAGGCACAUGUACGCACUGCAGGACACAUUUCCUGCCUCCUCCUGUUGCGUAGUGUGACCUGAGGUGUAGAUGAUGUGUGAGUGAGUGGUGUUGUUAGGGGUUUUUGCAGUGGUGCUGAAUAGAUCAGAGAUGGAAGAAGAGCAAGUGUCGAACCAGGAUUCACCCCAAGCCACAGAUGUGAAGAAGGUGCAUGGUAAAUCGGAAACUAAGCGAUACAGUGAGAUAUUCCGAGACUUUGAUAAUCUCGAUUUAUCUUUGAUCUCUUCAACAGGGGACGAUUAUCUGGUGGACAUCGACUCACUGUCCAUCCCAGAAUCCCUCACUGCAGACAGCACAGAGCUCAUAGACCAACAUGAUGUGUCUAGUGAAGAUGCACUUUGUCCUCAGACACGCUCUGAAGCCUGUGAACCAGAUGGAAACCCAUCAGCCCAGGAAGCAGACCUGGCUCUCUGUCGCUGUGGGGAUGGCGUGGAGACGGCGCUGCAGUACGCCAAAAUGUGGUGCCGCUACGCCAAAGACCUGCUGGCCUGGAUGGAGAAGAGGAUCAGCUUGGCUGUGGCACAGGAAGAGGAGCAUGUCAUCCACAAAUCAGAGGGUCAGUGGUUCAGGGGUUUUAACGAGGCAGUGACAGCUUUUAAAAAGGCUCGGCAGCAGUACUUCCAACGCUGCGAUGAGCUAGAAAAGGCAAAAGCUGUCUCUGCUAAAGCUUUGGACGACACAGCUGGAAUCAAAACACUGGACAAGAGGAAGAAGUCUAAAGAUGAAGCGCAGACUAAGGUGCUGGAGGCAGAGCUUCUGUACAGACAGUGUGUGAGCGACGCCAAGAUCCACCAGGAGGAGUUAGUGAAGGUCAAAGAGAGAAUUAUUUCCCACAUCCGCAAGCUCAUCUGUCAGGGAGACACAGUGCUCAAGGAGGCCUUCGUCAACAUGUUUUAUUACCAGCGGCAGCAGACAGAGGCCGUUCCCCUCGGCUACCACAACCUUGAGCUGACCUGCAGGUCCCUGGAGCCCGGCGAGCCGUACCUGCUCUACGUCUUCAGCAAGCCUCGUCUCGAGCAACCUCUCCAAGUCUUCUGCUUCCAGGAAUAUGUUCCUCCGUGCAAAGGGAACAGACGAAAAACCAGCUCCACUCUCAGCUCUCAGCAGGACUCCUCACCUAUGACAGAUGACAGUCCUUACAGAAGACCCAGUGAUGGCAGGAAACCAGGGUACAGUGACAGUGAGAGUUUUGGGGGCAGUUUAGAAUCUCUCUCCAGCCCUGCUCACAGUAACAGGAGGUUACCUAAAGUGGCAUCCACUUUGACUCUGUCAUUAGACGACCCGGACGACCGGGAUGUGGCAUCAGAAUCAGAGUGCAUUGAUGGGCAGCCAUUCAAAGUGCGCAUGCCCUCCCGAGCUGCACUGACACACCGACUCAGGAAAAUGAAGAGCAAGAUGGUGAAAUGCAAACAGUGUGACACCUACAUCGUUGUCAAUGGGGUCGAUUGUGAGGAGUGCGGACUGGCUUUGCAUAGGAAGUGCAUGGAGGUGUGUCAGCUAGAGUGCGAGCAAAGGAGAGGGACCAUCUUCGGAGUGGACCUCUCUCUGCUGCCGCGCGACAGGCCGGACGAGGUGCCCUUCGUGGUGCUGCGCUGCACGUCUGAGAUCGAGAGUCGCGCUCUUUCCAUCCAGGGGGUGUAUCGAGUGAGUGGGUCUAAGCCUCGAGUCCUGAAGCUCUGUCAGGCCUUUGAGGUGCAUAAGGAGCAGGUGGACCUCUCUGACCUCUCACCUCAUGACAUCACAUCCAUCCUUAAGCACUUCUUGAAGGAGCUCCCAGAGCCCUUAAUAACCUUUGACCUGUACAACGACUUCAUUGCUUCGGGGAGGAUCAUUCAGAACCUGAGUGAACGGGAGCAGGCACCAGACACUAAUGAGAUAAUGGACAUCAUUCACAACCUGCAGAAGCUUCUACAGAAACUUCCUCAGUACUGCUACAGCACCUUGCAACAUUUGAUGUCUCACCUACAAAAAGUCUCAGAGUGCUACGAGAACAAGAUGUCCCCCAGCAAUUUGGGUAUUGUGUUUGGGCCAACGCUAUUGCGCCCUCUUGUGUCUACGGACAUGUCAAUGGUUGCUCUGCUGGAGACCAGCUACCAGGCUGCACUUGUGGAGUUCCUCAUCAAACACCAUGACACAGUGUUUGGCCUUCAGCCGAGACCCGUUACGCCGCCUCCACCAGUCCCCACUGCACCUCUCCCAGAAACCCCACCCAGAGCUUCCUGCCACCUGGAUGGGGACAUUUACACCGACCAUAGACAUGAAAACUCCACCAGAGAGCGUCCACGCUCACUAGAAAGUCGAACAAUCAAGAGAGAGUCAAGCGAGGGUUAUAUAUCUGACAAGUCUUCGUCCAAUGAGGCAGUGGACCAGCUCAGCCCUGAAGCCAAUGAGAGAGCAGUCCUGGCUAUGAGGGGGGGGUCGACUGAUCAUCAGGGUGAGCCAGUGGGAGAACCAGACUCUGAUUUGGGGACACAACCACGAUAUCGCUUCACGAGACAGCCUGUGAAGUAUUACCGGCACAACAACCCAGGAACCAGGCUCUCCAACCCAGGUAGUGCAGCCAGACAGUCUCCAACACCAGUGAGGGCAAAUCCAGGGAGCGCCGACAGCAGCCGCAGCUCCUCCCCAGAGCCUGCGGACCAGAGACCUCCCCAAAGGUUAGACGUCCACUUUGAGAACGCUCACCUGCCCCUCCAAUCCGACAUUGCUGCAGAGAGUAAAAUGGAUGUUCCGCUGAGCCCCCGUGAGGUUGUGCAAUACAUGUUGGGACUGGAUUCAACAUUUUCAUCACCUGUUACUGUGACAUCAUCCGGUACGACACAGGGGGCCUGUCAGGAGGUGGCAGCGGCCGGGUGUCAAGCUGCUCUGAACCCAGAUCUGUCCAAAAACAGACAGAGCUCUGGACAGAGUCAGGCUCUCUGUCACUCACCGAAGACUUUUCCUACGGAACACAACCUGUCUGCACCAGCCCAGAAGAUCCUGUCCGGUCUGAAGCUGAGACGUAGCUACUCAGGGAAAGAUGAGCAGCUCUUUGUCUGAGGACAGAUUCUAGAUAUCAACAUUAUUGUUUGUAAUCAGCAUUUAAUGCAUUUAUUAAGAAUAAACUCCUCCUGCAUUUUACACACUGACAGCUCCCUUUUAACAAAAAGUAUAGCUGUUUUCAGGAAAUUACCUCAGUGAUGGUUCCAUUACCAGGAAGGUACCAGGAUGCCACAGCCUUAUUCCCACUAAUCCUCUUUACGAUUUUGAUCUGUUGACCAUCCAGCUGUCUGAUAUCCACAGGGACCAGAGAGAUUCUUGUAUAUAUCAGUUUACUUCUGCAUUUGAAUGUAACAAACAUGAUGCAGGUUAAAAUAUGUAAAUCAGCACAUAUGUUCCAGUUCCUGUUGGUUUUGUCCCAAAUGAUCUUCAAAACACAGAUAACAUCAUGGUGUGUUUUUAAAGUAAAGUGGAUCUUUUUAAUGUUUUAUUGGCUCCACACUGAAAAUAAUAGAAUCCAAGAUAACCCUCUCUGUCAGAAGUGUCUAUGUAUUACUUGGGCUUCACGCACCUUUUCUGUUUCAACACAAGAGGGCGGUAUGUGAGUGUGGAGGGGAAACCUGC